AUGUCUGAGAAGGGCUCAGAGUACAGCUCUGAGAACGGGAGCACACUAAUUACACCGAUAGAGACGACGAAGCCGGUAUGGCCACUGGCGACGCCACGGACUAGGAAAGAGUUGUAUCACACCAUCAUCAAGUACAACUACUGCGUCUUUCCCGUUAGUCUGGGACUCACAUUCUGCCUCCUCUGGAAGCUGGCCUACGUAACAAAUCGGUACCAAAAUGCCGUAGCCGUCGACAACCAAUGGAACUGGGCGACCAUUCUCCAAACAUCACUCCUGUUCUUUGGUCUCCUAGCCCAAAUGCCACCGUACGUCUCCGUAUGGAGCCUGUGCAUGCCCAUGCGACCAGGCUCGCACGCCCAAGGGCCGGCGAAGCGUGACUUCAGGAGCUUGAGAGUGUGCCUUGUGACCAAAGGCACAAACUUUGAUACCGUCAUCAGAGCCACUAGGGCCUGGGCACCGAUGCAAAACAUCCCGGGCGUGCGUUUCCACGUCCUGCUGGAUGACGAGACCAAGGAAGUAGAGUUCCGUCAGGCCCUCCCCUCCUUCGUCCAGAUCGUCGUGGUCCCGUCAGCCUUCACCCCGAGCAAGGCCAAGUAUAAGGCUCGCGCGCUGGAGUACUACCGGAGGAACCAGCAGCUCGGAAGCGGCGACUGGGUCUUGCACCUCGACGAAGAGUCCAUGAUUGACGAGGCUGUGAUGGAGGCAUGCAUCAACUCCAUCACGAAGAGCGAUAUUGACAUGUUCAUGGGAACUUUGCAUUACAACGACGUCAACCACUGGAAGAACGGCUUCCUUUCGACAGCCGAGACGCUCCGCUCGCAAGAGGACUUUGGAAAGUUCUCCUUCUCGGUUAGGAUGCGCAACAAGCCCAUGCUCGGCUGGAUGCACGGCUCCUGGAUCCUAAUCAACGGCGCCGUCGAGAACGCCACGACAUGGGACACGGACUGCCAAGCAGAAGACUUCUGGUUUGCCUACAACUCCUCUGCAAAGGGAUACAAGUUCGGCUGGAUCUGCGACCCCGUCCACGAACAGCCCAACGAGACGUUUCAAGACUUUUGGAAGCAGCGCAGGAGAUGGUACACGGGCAUCCUCUCCAUCCCUAGCGUCAUCGUGCAAAUCUCGCUGGUGGUCAGCGUUAUUGGUGAGCUGGUGUACUGGAUUGGACCCAUCUACACACAGCUCGGCGGGUCUUUCAUCAUUCCCAAGUGGCUUUUCAUCUGGGGCCUCUGGCAUUUCACCGUCGACACCCACAGCCUACUGGUCGCAUCAUUCAUGUCAGAUCUCACGGCACCGGAGGGCGUGACGUGGCUUCAGACGGUGCAACAUGCGAUCCAGACGGUAUUACUCGCGCCGAUAGUCCGUCUCGUACAAGUCUCGGCCCUGGUGACGUGCAUCUUCAAUCCGGCCAAGGGGUUCGCGAUUGUGUCAAAGAAAUAG
Molecule: messenger RNA, 1437 nt
Organism: Colletotrichum gloeosporioides
Lineage: Eukaryota; Fungi; Ascomycota; Sordariomycetes; Glomerellales; Glomerellaceae
Product: Beta-1 4-mannosyltransferase egh
Exons: 6
Coding region: 1-1437 (478 amino acids)
Cellular component (GO): cytoplasm
Molecular function (GO): beta-1,4-mannosyltransferase activity
Source: RefSeq, a predicted model, not a curated record